This is a messenger RNA of Drosophila busckii, 1398 nucleotides long. RefSeq names its product tetraspanin-9. Lineage: Eukaryota; Metazoa; Arthropoda; Insecta; Diptera; Drosophilidae. The record is from RefSeq and is a predicted model, not a curated record. Gene Ontology annotation, cellular component: membrane. The coding region runs from base 252 to 1043 and encodes 263 amino acids. The transcript has 7 exons.
GCGGGUAAUAAAAGUUGGAGUUUGCAGCAGCCGAUUUCGUGUUGUUGUAAACGUAGUUACGUGCGUGUCUGUGCAUGCGUGUGUAUGUUUGAAUUGAGAAAAAACUAGGAAUUAGGCACAGAUCGUCAAGGCUUGGAGGUUUUUGUGUGUCGUGCAUAAAUAUUAAAUAAUCUCGCAACGCUAAAAGCGUGCCAAUAAUUCACAGCUAACAGGUUCUCGAAAACAGCCGCAAAAUUUCCAAAACAACGAAAAUGGUUUUUGACUGCGGUGUCUGGUGUGCAAAGUAUUUGCUUUGCAUAUUGAAUUUUAUAUUCUUUGUGCUAGGCACAAUUAUAUUCGGCGUUGGACUAUGGCUGGCGGUGGACAAGCAUUCGCUGAUUGCUUUGCUCAAGCUGGUCGAGAGCGAGCGCAUUGAGCCGCAGGUCAUAGAGCAGUUUGCCUAUGUGCUGCUUGUCAUUGGAGCUGUCAUGUUCUUCAUGAGUCUCUUGGGUUACUUGGGCGCCAUGCGUGAAUCUCGCUGUCUGCUGUCAACGUAUGGCACUCUGCUCGUCUUGCUGCUUAUUGCCGAGCUUGUGGCUGGCGGUUUGGCCGCCUUCUACAAGGACAAGGUGCGCUAUGAGAGCAAACGCUUCUUGCAAAACACAAUUAGCAGCUAUACGCUAAGCGAGAACAUGGACACCACCUCGUUGAUGUGGAACCAGCUGAUGGGCAACUUUGGCUGCUGCGGCAUCAAUGAUUAUCGCGACUUCAACAACUCGAUGUCGUGGCAGGCCACCAAGGGCAAUCGCACCAUACCCGAGGCCUGCUGCAAGCUCAAGGAUGUGGCCAAGCUGGUGCCGCAGUUCGAGGACUGCACCACAAAUCCCAGUGAAAGCAAUAGCUUCUAUAUGAAGGGCUGCUAUGAAGUCUUUGCCGAUUGGUUGAUCAGACAGCGCGAGCUUAUCAUAGGCGUCAUUAUAGCCGGCAUUGUGCAUUUGGUGCUCGUUAUUUUAGCCUUUGCGCUUUGCAAAGCUUUUGCCAAAUACGAUGACAUGCGUCUGUAAAUUCAUUACCGCACGCAUUUUGUUUUAGCCCAGCAAGCUAUAGAGCCGGACAGCAAGAGCAAACAGUGAAGCAGCAGACAAAAAGAAUAAACAAACCCUAACGAACAUUCACAAUGUGUUCAAUCAAACCCCCAAAUGAUGAAAAUUCAAAUUAAAAUGCAUUUUCUCCCCCUGCAUGGAAAUUUACACGUUUUUUAAGGCUAAGCUCAUAAGAAGUUGAAGCAACCACACGCAUAUUUAAUCAAAAACAAAAGAAAACGUACAGAAAUAUUUGCUCAAGCAGUCUACAAGUUUACAGUUUAUUGAUGAAAUAUUGCUAUAAACAUAUAUAAAUAUUUAUUUGUAAAUGAUGAAA